Podarcis lilfordi (Lilford's wall lizard) is the source of this 32596-nucleotide messenger RNA. The record is from the annotation of a GenBank genome assembly. NCBI's taxonomy places the organism in Eukaryota, Metazoa, Chordata, Lepidosauria, Squamata, Lacertidae.
AUGGUCGCAAACGGAAGGAAGCCGGAACCGGAAGCGGGAGAGGAGGCGGCGGGCUGGGAAGCCGCUGCUGUCUUGUGGGUGGGGCGCUGUCAGGAGGCGGGGAGCGUCGUGGUGGCUCCUGAAGCGACGGCGAUGAGGCGGGAUGUGCGCAUCCUCCUGCUGGGGGAGGGUAAGCACUGGGGAAGCCCCCCCUCCCUAUGGCUGGAGGUGGUGCAGUGAAAUGAGGGGUGGAUUUAGGGGAGGGGGUCAGAGGUCAUGGAGGAUGCAGGUGAGGGAGGGGUCAGAGGUCGGGAAGGGUGGAGUUGGGGAGGGGGUCAGAGGUCAUGGGGUAGUCUCUGAGGGUUGCAACUGGGGGAUAUGGAUGCCUGAGAGGGAUUUAUAAUGCUGGAAGGCAGGUUUUCAGAAUGGGGGGGGGCGAGCCUUUUAGAGGCAUUUUUGACAGAAGCGGAGGGAAUGAAAGCUGGUAGACGAAACAUGGGGGGAACACAAUCCCAAGUGCCCCCCAGGCGCCUUUUGCUUUUGCUGAAACAGACUGACAUUUUGGAACAACCCUAAGGGUUCAGCUUGGAGAAAAAGAGAAUUAUCAUCACCAUCAUAAAUAGGUUAUUCUGAUUACAAAAUAUUAACUAAGGGUUAUCAAUAGCAUACUGUUGAGUGCAUCUUUAUACGUCUGACACAUUGGUCUCUGGCUUUUGAGAACUCAAGCCCUGGUGGGUUUGUUGUUAAGAUGCUUUCGGGCUCUUGGGUAAUAUUUAAUCUUUUGCCGAAAUCCGUUGGCAAUCGAAACUGUAGGCAGAUUGGGAAAUACGUGGAAAGCAGCUUAAAAUAAAGUCAACAGCACUAUAUUGUAUUUUUGGAUACAUACACAGAAUGCAAAUAUUUUAAAUAUAAUAGACCGCAAAAUGCAGAAAUUAACAAGCUCAGCUGCAGUCCUUUCCCAAUGACUGGAGAAAAAACCAGUGGAAUAUUGGUAAAGAUUUAACAGCAAUUGCUGUUUAUGGAAAUUCUGAAAGAAAAUUAAAAGGGCAAAUAUUGUGGGGUGGAUCAUAGCUGGGAGGAGUAUGAAAGGAUCAGAAGGAAGCAGCCUGUGACUUCAUCUAAAGUCUCAGUCACCAGCAUUGUUUCACGAAAAAGUAUAGGCUUGGGGAAAGGAGUUUGCAGCUGCUUUGCCGCUCCCUGUCAUGUUUUGCUCCUGGUCCACACUGGGUUUACUGUGUCAUUCAGACCAGGACUUGUGGUUAAUCUCUUGCCUCACUAGGUUGGCUUUAGCUCAGCUUAAUGAGGAGAGAGCUUAACCAUGAUUGUUGGUUCUCCAUCUUCCCUGACUAUUGGCCAUGCUUGCUGGGGGGCUGGAGUCCAGUGAUGUCUGGAAAGCCACAGGUUCUCCACCCUUAGUCUAAUCUACUAUGUUUGAAUGAUGGUGGCCCCUUUAAUACUGCAGUCCAUCGAUUGAUGAGCAUCGUGUUCAUGUUGCGAGGCACUGUUACCAACUCAGUGACAGAGGACAGACUUUGCAUCCACCCCUAGUUAAAAAGAGGAGGUGGUGGCUGAUGGGAGAGAAAGGCUGCUCUCUGUCUGCCAGCUGAUGGUGAUCAGAGUUCAUAAUCCUGGGCUAGAUGGGCACGCAGUCUGACCCGAAAUAAGGCAACUUCCUAAGUUCCUAUGAACAUGUGUGAGUGACCUAAGUAUGUAUGCCCAACUGUUGAGGUGGAAUAUAACUUGGUCUCAGAAGCAGAACUGAGCCUGCCUUUGUUGCAAGCUGGUGAAGUCCACAUGAGGGGCAACCUUGUCUCUGGAGAGUCAUGUGGCUGUAGACCAUAUAGGCAGCACCUUUCCACAAAUCACAAGUGGGGAAUGUGUGGCCCUCCAGCUGUUAUUGGGCCACAAUGUCUAUCGCCUUUAACUAUUGGCCAGAGCAGAUGUGAGUGUGUUGUAUUAGCAGUAUAAACUCUGUUAACUCCACAGAGCACCUGAAAGGCCACAUGUUCCCCAUCUCUGGCCUAAAUGUAAAGAAAGCUCUUUACAGUUCCAAAGGUGUGUGUGGCUGUCCACUGCAUGUCAGUGUCCUCAUUUUGCUCCAUCCUUCUUUGCUAUUCUUCCCUUUGGGAUUUUUUGGCAGUAGAUUUUAUUUUUUUGGAGUGAAUAGCCCUCAGGCAUUGGAACAGAGUCACUCUGCCGCAGGGUCUCAGUGUCUUCCUUGCAUCCAGCCAUCCCCAAAUGUUUUGUUUUCACCCCAGAAAGUCAUUGUGGGCUUUGUUAUUGCCUUAAGGAAGUCCCUUGCCCAAAGUAUUUAUGUAAUCAGAAAAAGGGGGUGGGGGAAGCAAAGGGUUAGAUUCAUUUUUUUCUAAAUUUAAUGGGAGAAUUUUCCCACUCUCAAUUUUUGUAUGCAUUUAAGAUGUUUUAACCUGGAUAAUGUAGAGCUCAGAAUUUGGGUUGAAUUUGCUAGAAUCCAAGCAUUCUUACACAGAAACUAUUUGGUGUAUUCUGGUGGUAUUGGUUUUCCUGCAGCCUACAAAUUAAAGCGUUAGAAGAGUCUUUACGGAUCAGAUCAAAUUCCAUCAAGUCCAGCAUUUUGUUUCAGGAUGCUGUCUAGCAGCCUACAAAAGCUCACAGGAAGAGGGCAUGAUGGUACUGAUGGUUGCCCACUUUAUUAUCCUUUCUCAGUUGGUUUAAGACAUGUUUAUUCUCUCAGCCAUUUGUAAGAGAUUGCCCUUUAAAACACCCUCCUUGUUUGUUUGUUUGUUUGUUUGUUUGUUUGUUUCUGUCUCUUUCUGGUGCCCCCUUUCCAUUUCCCUCCUCCUUGCCACCCCCAUGAAAUUAGGCCAAAAGCCACAACUUGCCCAUCCCUAGUUUAAACACUGAAGUUGCAAGGGAAGGAUGGAUGCCCUCUAUUCUUCUUUUAACAAAGACAAUUUUGCAUCACUAUCCCAAUCCCCCCCCCACACUUUUAUUUAUUGUUACAUUUAUUCCACCUUUUCUCCAAGGGAGCUCAAGGUGGGGUACACACUUCUCCACCUCUGCAUUUUAUCCUCAUAACAACCCUGUGAGGUAGGUUUGGUUGAAAGGUAGUGACUGGCUCAAGGUGGGGUUCACGGCUCGGUGGGGAUUUGAACCCUGGUCUCCCAAGUCAUAGUUGGACACUAAACACUAUGCCACACUGACUUGCAAGUUUUACAGAGGGAUGACAAGAAUGGGAUAUAAAACAAACAGGCAAGGUGAUUGAGCAGGUGGUCGCUGAACAACCCCAGGCACACCUGGAGGAUGUGGACCACUUGGAUCCCUUCCAGUCGGGAUUCAGGCCUCAUCAUGGGACUGAAACUGCCAAGGUUGUGCUGGUCGAUGAUGUCCGGUGGGACAGGGACCAAGGUGGAAGCUAUUUCCUGGUGUUGCUGGAUCUCUUAGUGGCUUUUGACACCAUUGAUCAUGAUAUCCUUCUGGACCGUCUAAAGGAGUUGGGAGCACUGUUAUACAGUGGUUCCAUUCCUUCCUCCUGGGUCUUGUCCAGAAAGUGGUGUUGGGGGAUAAGUGUUCCGACCACUGGGCUCUCACUUCUGGGGUGCCUCAGGGCUCCGUCCUCUCCCCCAUGCUUUUUAAUAUCAAUAUAAAGCUGCGGGGAGAAAUCAUUGGGGGGUUGGGCUGGGCAUUCACCAGUAUGCGGAUGACCCAGAAACUACAACUAAUCCAGAAUGCGGCAGCGAGAUUGGUGACACGGAGUGGCCACCGAGACCAUAUGACACCAGUCCUAAAGGAUCUUCACUAGCUCCCAGUACAUUUUUGAGCACAAUUCAAAGUGUUGGUGCUGACCUUUAAAGCCCUAAACGGCUUUGGCCCAAUAUACCUGAAGGAGUGUCUCCACCCCCAUCGCUCAGCCCUUACACUGAGGUCCAGCUCCGAGGGCCUUCUGGUGGUUCCCUCACUGCAAGAAGUGAGGUUACAGGGAACCAGACAGAGGGCCUUCUCCCUCCUUUCAGUUGUCAAGGAAAUAAACAACUAUCUGACUUUUAGAAGACAUCUGAAGGCAGCCCUGUUUAAGGAAGUUUUUAAUGUUUGAUGUUUUAAUAUGUUCUGAUAUAUGCUGUGAGCAUCCCAGAGUGGCUGGGGAAACCUAUCCAGAUAGGUGGGGUAUAUAUAAUAAAAUUAUUAUUAUUAUUAUUAUUAUUAUUAUUAUUAUUAUUAUUAUUAUUUAUUUGUAGGUUGGUCACCCAAUGUUGUAAGGUGCAAAGGAGAAGGAGGAAUUCCAGUCAAGGUCUAUGGAUCUUGCUCACCGCCUCCCUUCUCAAGUUAACUGUGUCUUGGUAAACAGCAUUAGGAGCUGCCAUGGUCUCUCUGGGAGCAUACAGCUAAAACAAACUGAAUUUUUCCUAUUUGUGUGGGCUGCAAACAACAUUUUCAAAUAUUAAUAACUUUAAAAAGCUUCCUCUUUACUGAGAGUAGUUACUAUUCCAAAUCUUGGCUCGGGGCACUGUGUAUAAUUAAUUAUCUGAGUUUUUUCUGAAAUAUAUAUGUGUGUAUAGGAGGCAAUAUAUUGGGGGCUUUGUGGAUUUAAACCUGAAAUAGCAGAUUCACUAGCAGAUAGCUGUCUAUGCUUUGGGAAUGAAGGAUUGGGAGGUAACCCUAACCCCCUGCACCCCAGUGCCUUUUCCUAUGUCCUGUUGGUGCUAUUCCUUGACUCUUAACUGGACUCUUGGGGUUUCUUGUCUACUUUAAUCUUCAACUAGUGGCUUAUGCAUACUCCUGGCUUGUAACCGAGUCCUCAAAAGUUACUAGCCAGGUACCUUAGCCAGGCCUUGCAUCUAUGUUAGUAAUUUUUUUUAAAAUGACAAUUUCCUAUUCCCAGGUGAUGGUUGUAUUCUUUACUGGCUUUUACCCUCUCACCAGCUGGCACAAGACUUCGUCCUUUCCCUCUAUCUCCCUUUCCCUUCUAUUGCAUGCCUUUUUUCCCCUAAGGAUGAGCCUGUAAGCAGGAACUAGCGUUUUUUUCUAUUUCUGCUCAAAUGAGUGUCUUUGGGGAAGGGUUGUAGCUCAGGGGCCAAGAAUCUGCUUUGCAUGGAGGAGGUCCCACAUUCAAUCCACAGGAAGGACUGGGAAUGUCUCCUGCCUGAAACCCCAAAGAGAUGCUGCCAGUCAAUUUAGAAAGUACUGAACUAAACGGACCAAUUACUGCCUGGCGAUUUCUUCUGAUCCUCUUAUUUGAGCCAGUGUGGUGGUGAGAUUAGAUGUUAGACUAGGACCUGGGAGACCGGGGUUCAAAUCUCUGCUCAGCUGUGAAGCUUACUGGGUGACUUUGGGCCAGUCACAGUCCCUCGGCCCAAUUUACAUCACAGGAUUGUUGUGGAGAUACAGGGGGAUAAGGGAAUGUAUAUCACCUUGAGCUUCUUGAAGGAAAAGUGGGAGAUAAAUGUCAUAAAUGACAAGCAAUGUUGAUGAACUGAUGGCACAUGGCUGUCCUGUUAUUGGGUGGGGGAGGGGGCAGAUGGGAUGGGACAGGACUCUGAGGCCAUUUUGGCCAUCCAUGCCCCUCUAUUUUACACCUUAUAUGGGUCAGGUGCAGGACAGGUAAGGAGCUGACUCAUCUGAAAGCAUAUUUGCAGAAGCACCAACCAUGAGCUGGUUGUCAGGUCUUGCAAAGCAUGUGCAUGGAACUUCUUGAGAUCAAACAAUCAGCUGUCAAGUCUUGUUGCGCAAAGUGUGGGUGGGAGGGAUUGUCACCUGGUGUCACUAUGACACCAGAGAAAUCACAAAUCCACUUCUCUGUGAAAGAGAGACCAAACUCUCCAAGUUUGCACCAUUAAAAUAAACAAAUCCUUACUUGUGUCAUUUGCAUGUCUGCCUUUUCUCCAAUGAGCCCAAGUGUGACAUAUGAAAGGGGCUGCUCCAUGUUUAUCCUCUCAACAUCCCUGUGAUAGUGUUGAACAAUAUCUGGAGGGCCACAGGUUCUCCAGCUCUGGCCUAGAUGCCACUCUGUCAUUUGAGCUUUGCUGUAUCUAACCAUGGACCCGCCAUGUCUCUGUCAUACAGAAGUCGGUUUCCUUGAUUCAGCUCAGGAAAUGUUUGUGCAGAAGUAGUAUCCACUAGCUGCAAAUAUGCGCCCAACCCCCACUGAAAUGGUCAGAUUUGCCUUUUGAUAUGAAUGGGGAUGCCAUCACCCACCCAGUUCCCCUAGUCAUUGAAUGUGACAGAACCGAAACUGGGGACGGUGCGUUCUGUCUGUUGGUGACCUGCAAAGCUGUAAGCUUUUUUGAAGUGAUGCACAUCUGUCCCCAACAUAAGCAUCCGCAUUGCAGAGAUCCAGUGUGCUGUAGUGGAUAGAUGGUUGGAUUUGGGCCAGAGACUCCUGAGUUCAAAUUCCUACAAAGCCGGGAAGAUCACUGGAUGGCCUUCUGCAAGGGUGUGUGUGUGCGCUCUCUCUGUCUCAAUUAACAUGCACAGCUGUUGAGAAGAUAACAUGGAAUAACCACUAGGUUACUUGCUACUACAUUCCACUGAAUUUCCUUAACUUGGUAAAAGUUCCUGUAAUGAUCUUCUUGUUUCUUCUUCUCUCCACCCCACCUCUCUCCCUCCUUCCUCCCCUCUCAUAGCCCAGGUGGGGAAGACCUCCUUGAUCAUGGCCCUGGUAGGCGAGGAGUUCCCUGAAGAGGUGAGUGGAAGAUGGUUCUCUUUCCUGUUGGUGUGUAAAAAAAAUCAUAGAAUCAUCAUAGACCUGCAGCCAAGAGAUUUGGCUGAUAAUAUCAACUCAGGGUGUGAAUUUACACCAUCGCCUGCCUGCUCUGUGGCUGCCUUGGUGCUCUCUGCUCCUUUGCUCAAAGUCCACAAAACUCCCUUGCCAGACCACUCCCUGCCUGCCUAUUAGCCAGCCAAGUAGCACCCAAGUGGCAUUCUGCCCUUGAGAUGUCAUAAGUUCCCCGCCCCCCCGGCUCCUUUUCUUUCUUGGACUUUUCUCCUGCCUUCUGGUCUCAUACUUCUACAGGAGACGGGGAACCUGUGGCCCUCUAGCUGCUGUGACCUGCAAUUCCCAUCAUCCCUGACCGCUGGCCAUGCUGCCUAGGGCCUGUGGAGUCCCCAAACCUGCAAGGGGCCACAGGUUCCCCACCCCAGGACCGACAGGUUUUCACUUUGAAGUCCCGCUACCUGCACUGCCUUCUUCCCUUGUGUUUCUAAGCCAGGAAUCCACAGAUUUGGUUAAGUCCAUGAGGACAUAAAAAGAACCCUUCUGUGUUAGGCCUAAGGCCCUAUCUAGUCCAGCUUCCUGUUCUCACAGUGUCCUACCAAAUGUCCCAAUGUGAAGCAGGACCUGAGCACAACAGCGCUCUCACCACUUGUGAUUCCCAGCAGCUGGUGUUUAGAAGCAUCCUGCCUUCCACAGUGAAGGGAGAACCAUUGGCAAGUAGCCACUGAGAGCCUCAUUCUCCAUGAAUUUGCCUAAUCCUCCUUUAAAGCCAUUCAAGUUUUUUGCCAUCAUGACACCACGGGGUUCCCAUGAGGACCACUCCUCCUUCUUGCUUUGGCACAUGCAAAGUAGGAUGCAAAGGAAUAAGCCUCCUUGCAAGCUUGGAGUUUGGGGAGGUUCCAUCUUUGCACUUAUGCUGCAAAUCCCUCUGGAGCUCUGUGUGAUGUCAGCGAUGAGAGACACACACACUUGGCAAGGACCUGUUUGGGCUACUUACUAAGGCCUGUGAUAGGCCCUCUUCCCACAAUUACCAUCCCUUAUGCAAUCGUUUAUGUAACUGAUCCUGCCAUGGUUCCUUGUGAAGUUUUUCUCCCAUGCAAACAACAAAAGCAAAACAGCACUUUGAUUCCUCCAUUAAAGCUGCAUGGUUUCACACCUUUUGCUCUGAGCAGUUUUAAUUGUUAACAUCUUUCAUGGCACUGGAGCAGCUCAGUCAGUGGCUAUGAGCAGCUUGCAAGAAAUGGCAAGCUAUGCUCUGGUGUGUACAUGAGAGUUGGAAGGAGUCAUUCUUUUCCCGUACUCCACUUCAAGCCAGAGCCAUCUUCGGUAGCCCAGUGACAGAGCACUUGGUUUGCAUGCAGGAGGUUCCAGGUUCAAUCCCUGGAAUCUCCAAGCAGGACUGGGAAUGCCCCACAUCUCUGAUCCCGGAGAUCCACCACAAAUUAGUGGGGACAGUACUGAACUUGAUGGACCAAUGGCCUGACUCUGUAUAAGGCAGCUUCUUAAGUUACUAAGCACAGAAUCUGGGGGGAAGGGCCAUAACUCCAUGGUGGAACCUCCACUUUGCUUGUAGAAGGUCCCAGGUUCAAUCCCCAGCAGCUCCAGAUAGGGCUGGGAAUGUCCUGCAUCUCAAAUCCUGGAGAGCCACUGCCAGUCAGUGUAAACAGUACUGAACAAGAUGGGUCAGUGGUCUACGGCAGUUUUCUACAUCACUAACACAGGCUUGUAAAUUAGCCUGCUAAGGAGGAGGAAGCUGGCAGGCAAUGCCUCUCCCUGGAUUGGUUGUAAGGAUAAAGGCAGGUCCCAUAGGGACUUGCUGAGAGCAGACUGAGGCUGGUGGGACAGCGCCCACCUAAUGGACCCUGCUCCCUGCUGGAUGGACUUCUGGUCUGAUCCAGUGAGACUGUUCUUAUGCUCUGUUUUUAUUAUUAUUAUCAUUUCUCCAUUGAUUUGAUUUGAUACCUGCCCUUCCUCAUAAGGUCUCAGGGCAGGUUACAACAAUGUGAAAAUUCAAUAUGGAAAAAAAACUGCUUCGGCUGCUGGUUUCUUCUGUCCUUUCCAGCAUCUGGCCAGGACGGUUCCUCUGGAGCAGUUACUGCUGCGGAUGUCUAUGCAACGCCCCCAGCAUUGCCCAUCUGUUCGAAAGCUCUCAAGAACAGCCACCCUCCCUGCCAUUUACCUCAUGUUCUGGGAAGGGCUGUCUUGAAUAACUCCAGUGGCCGCACUUCCCCUCUGCCUGCCGGCCUCUGAUCUGCAGCAGGCAGAUGGCAUUGGUGCCUGCCCCCCUGUUGACCCCUCUGACCCUUGCGCCACUGGUGCAGUAAGUCUCCUAAUCAGGUGCUGGGAUCAUUCUAAAUACCAUUCCCACAUUCCUGCUCCAGCCCCAGGCAAGCGGCUUAAUGCUACCCCAGCCCCAAUCCCCAGGACGCUGUCAGGUCAGUGGAUCAGGUCACUGCUUGCUGAGACUUAAGGGGCUGCAGGAGUGCUUGAAAGGGGAUUUGGAGGGAAGUGGUUCAGUGCCAUUUCUCAGGAGGGGUGAGUGGGCUGUGCCUAUUCCAUGCUUCUGCUUUCAUACUAUGCAGGCCUGAAAUUUCUAGUUCGUUCUAAAAUUCUGUUUUCAUCUAAUCCACCUACACAAGGGAGCUUCUCUCUCUAAACUCUGGGCACCUGGGGCACUGCCAUCCUCCCCCCCAAAUUGGCAAUGGAAACAUGUGUUCUUCAUCAGUUCUCAGCACAAGGAGAAUGUGCCCUGCUUACAACUGCAAGAUAGACCCGUUAAUACAGUCAUACCUCAUGUUACGUUUGCUUCAGGUUGUGCGUUUUCAGGUUGCGUCCCACGGCGACCCCGAAGUACUGGAAAGGGUUACUUCCGGGUUUCGCCACUCCCGCAUGUGCAGAUGCGCAAAAUGAUGUCACGCGCAUGCGCAGAAGUGGCGAAUUGUGACCCGCAGACGCAGGUUGCGUUCUGCUCAUGUUGUGAAUGGGCCUCCGGAAUGGAUCCCGUUUGCAACCAGAGGUACCACUGUAUUAACAGCAUAACAUUGGAAGAGCUUGGCUGCUGGAUCAAGCCAAAGGCCCCUCUAGUCCUCCAGCAACCUGUUCUCACAGUGGCCAGCCAGAUGCCCCAAUAGGAAACCUGCAGGCAAGACUGAGAGCAACUGCACUCUCCCCUCUUGAGAGCCUCAGCAACUGGUAUUCAGAGACAUACUGUGUCCGACAUUAGAAGUUGUACGUGGCCAAAUCCACGAAUGGUAAGGCUAUCUUGGGCACAAUGUGGAAAUGAUCAUCUUCCUUUCCCCCCCUCCCAGGUACCGUCUCGUGCGGAAGAGAUCACAAUUCCGGCGGAUGUCACGCCUGAGAAAGUCCCCACCCACAUUGUGGACUACUCAGGUAGGCACCCACCCCCCAAUGGGUUUAAAAGGGCUCGUCCGGGAGGAAUGGCAGGAUAUGAACUGAAUAAGUAAUAAUAAAACAAUAGAUAAAAGUCACAUAAGGCAAUCCAAGCUAGCGGCUAUCCCCAUGUCUUGUGGUAGCGAAUUCUGUUUAUAAAACUCUGCCUGGCCCAGAGAAAGCAGAUAGGGUGGUGUUAGGGUGAGGUUUUUCUCCCUUUCUGAUAACACUAGGAGUUAGGGGGCAUUAGUGAAGUUGAAUAUGGGAAGACUGAGAACAGGCAAAAUAAAGUAUUUUCACACCCAGCAUAUAGUUGAACUUUGAGACCCCUGGUGGGGCACUUCUGCUGGUUCCCCAUGCUCUGGAAGUUCAUUUGGUCUUCACCAGGGAUCCAGCCUCUAGUGUGGCAGGUCCUGCCCCAUGGAACUCCCAGGCCUUUAUUAUUCUUCCCCUCUUUAACCAACUAGCCUCUAUUGCUAUGUUCUAUGUCUUGAAUUAUGUUUUGCAGAUAUCUAUUGAUUUAUUGUAUCUAUGUUGUAAGCUGCCUUGAUAUAUGUUAUGAAAGUGCAGAUCAUAAAUGUUCAAAUGGCUAAAUAAAUAAAUAAGCCAAAGAAGCAAAACUCCCAGCAAAGGAAGAAUGGAUACAAAAACUUAUGGAAUAUGCAGAAAUGGUGAAACUUACUGGAAGAAUAAGAAAUCAAGAUAACAAACUUUUUAUAAAAGAAUGGAAAUAGUUUAUUAAAUAUUUACAGAUAAAUUGUAAACAGAUAAGAACAUUGGCAAGAUUAUUGUAAUAACCUGCAGUUUUAUAAGAGUAUAUAUUUAAAGUAGAUGAAUAAAUGAGCAAAUUAAGUUAAUUUGGAUAUGCAGAAGAUAUAAGGAACCACAGAAAGAGGGGGAAGGAAGUCAAGUUUUGAAACGUUAAAAUGAUUGUAAAAUUGGUGAAAUGUAUAAACUUGAAAAGCAUAAAUAAAAUUUAAAAAUAAAUAAAUUAGCAAGCAAGCAAGCUAGUGAUGGCCACCAAUUUGGAUGACUUUGUAAGGGGAUUAGACAGAUUCAUAGAGGACAAGGCUAUGAGUUGCUACUAGCCAGAAUGGCUAGGUUCUCCCUCUGCUGUUGGAGGCAGCAAGUCUCUGGACACCAGUUGCUGGGAAUCACAAGUGGAAAGAGUUCUUGCUCCUGUGCUCAAGUCAUACUUGAGCAUCUGGUUGUCCACAGGAUGCUUGUGUCUGGAUGGGCCACUGGCCUGAAAUAACAAGGUUUUUCUUUCAUUCUUCACAUUCCUGCCACAUCCCCAAGUGUCUUUUUGGGGCACAGUAAAGAUCCCCGACAGCAAUGUACAGUCUUUCCUUUGCCUUUCAGAAUCGGAGCAGACGGACGAGGAGCUCCAAGAGGAGAUUGCCAAGGUGAGGAAGGAAAACUUUGGAUGCAGGGGAGGCUUGUUGUAGCAGCUCCACCAGCCUCUUCCCUACAGCCUGUGCUCUGAAUUUUGCUCUUCAGGCUCAUCUUGAGCCCACCACUUUCCCUGUUAACUCUGCAAGAAUCCCAAAUAGUCGAAUCUGGAGAUUAGCGUCAUCAGUUUUGUUAACCAUUUGCCUAACCCUGUGGUUGCUUAUAAACUGCUAUAUGCCAUCUCCUUCCUCUCCUGACCCACAGCAAUGGUGUGUGUGUACAUACACCCAUACAUCCAUACAUAUGUACAUACUGGGGGCUUAGAGCUGCCAUGCCGAAUCCCAUCCAAAUCCCCCUAAAUUGGGGGAUUAAACGAUAAGCUCGCUUUCCCAAAGGGCAAGUGAUCCUGCCAUCUGCUUUUUCCUAAAAGCCAUUUGUGUUGCCACUGUCUGAGCUGAGCUGGUGGUCGGAUUUGAGCAGAGCAUGGGGAGCCCAGCAGGCAGAUGCCCUCCUUGAGCAGGGAGGGUCCGAUGUUUGGACUUUUGUUACUGAAAAGUGAGGGCUUUUCUGACCCUCUUGGUGGUUUUGAGAUGCCACCUCUCAGUUGGCAGCCUGGCAUAUUGGUUCAUACAAUGGGCAGAAUCAAGCAGUAAAAAAAAAAUUCCUGGACUUGAGCUACUCUGUUUUACCUUUUUGCUCCUUUGCAGGCAAAUGUGGUCUGCAUGGUAUACGAUGUCACGGAGGAAUCCACCAUUGACAAGGUAAGGGCUGGGAUUUCCUACCCGUUUCACAGGGGCCUGGCAAAAGUGCAGCUGUGCUUCUGCCUGACACUCUGCUGAUUAUUAGCGUUGCACACAGCAGUCUGAGGGGUGGCAAGACAUGAACUGCAAUCCAUUCACAUGGGGUUAUCAGUGGCUAUUAGUCAUAAGGGCUCUAUUUGCUGCUUACAGAAAUAGGAGGCCGUGUGCCUCAAUGCCAGCUACUGAGGAUUGCAGUUGGGAGACAGCUGUGGCCUUCAUUUUGCCUGUGAGCUUCCCAGGGGCAGGAAAUGGGAUGCUGGGCCAGGAAUGCCUUUGCUCUGCUCCAACAGGGCCAUUCUUACAUCCUUCGUUGGCAUUGGCUCUGUUGGGCAUCUGCUAGAGGUGCACCUACUCUCUUAUCGUGCUCAUAGUGGCCUGGAUCGCAUGGGCUGAUUGACAGGGGCAGGGCUGGCAUUUUUUACAGGGCCAAACUGUGUAGCAUUUAGGUGCCUGCCAACCUGUUGAUCCCAUGGGACCCUGCCAUGCCCAAGAUUCUCUUUCUGUGGCUGCCAUUGCUGUUAGUUUCCCACUUCACUUACUUGCUUUUUCCUUCUGUUUCCCCCCACCUAGAUUCGGACAAAAUGGAUCCCAAUGGUGAAUGGUGGAGCUGAAAAAUGUUCCAGGUAGUGUAUCACCCAACAAGAUGGGAUGCUACAUUUUGCCCAUGUCUGGGUCCCAGUUGCUUCCCCUGUUUUUAAAGCAGGGCUGGGGGACCUUUGGCCUGCCAGAUGUUGCUGAACUACAACUCCUAUCAGUCUCAGCCAACAUAGCCAACGGUCUGGAUGAUGGGAAUUGCAACCUAGCAACAUACGGAGGGCCAGAGGUUCCCCACACCUGUUUCAAAGCCUUCCAUUAUUCAGUGCUGGAAGCAGGCUAAGGUCUGAUUCCUGAAAGCAGAAGAUGUGGUGGGCAAACUGUUCCUAGAUUAUACAUUUCAAAGAGGAAUUCAGAGAGAAAUGAAGAAGAGGCCAAUCCUAGACCAGGUGUGAAAGACCCAAGUUUUGGGUCCUGCUCACUCUGAGUAGACCUAGCCUCUUUGUGUCUUCCCCGAGGUUUCAUAGAAUCAUAGAAUCAUAGAGUUGAAAGAGACCACAAGGGCCAUCGAGUCCAACCCCCUGCCAAGCAGGAAACACCAUCAGAGCACUCCUGACAUAUGGUUGUCAAGCCUCUGCUUAAAGACCUCCAAAGAAGGAGACUCCACCACACUCCUUGGCAGCAAAUUCCACUGUCGAACAGGUUUGGGCCCCCUUAAUAACUCUUCUGCCAGGAACAGUUGUCCCCUUCAUCUGUUGUCGGUGGGAGCCCCUGCCUAAAUUGGACAAAGCAAAUUAAGAAAUGCAGAUCCCCGUUUACUCCCCCUCCCCUCCAGUUGUUGCAUUUGCCUUGACACGCAGACUGCUCCAAAUUCUUCAGCCAGUGCUUGUGUGCCCAUUCUCGUUUCCGACGACUUUUCUCUCUCCUCACCCCACCCCCUUUCUCCCUCUUUUGUAGGAUCCCCAUCAUCCUUGUAGGAAACAAGUCCGACUUGCAGACUGGGAGCUCCAUGGAAACCAUCUUGCCCAUCAUGAACCAAUUCUCGGAAAUUGAGACCUGUGUGGAGGUGGGAAUCUGCUUGGGCAUAUGAGGUGGAGCAGGGGAAGGAUUCCUCUGAUUGGCAGCCUUCGUGGUUGUCUCAUAUCAUGCUUUUUCUUUCCCAGCAACCUCUUCUCCCUGUGCCACCCUGGGCAAAAUUUACCAUUUGAGCUGUACAGUUGUGUAUAUAAGGCUCACAGCUAUGACCAGAAUCAUGGCAAAACUGCCACAGCCAAAGUGAAUUGUCUAGUUCACAUGUUAACUUUGUCCAUUCAUGUGCAUACCUUGGGAAAUGACUGGGGUCUUUCACAUGGCUGGGAAACUUACGACACCAGUCAAACCAGCCCUUAUGACUGAGCUGAUGGUAGAAGGCAGGCCAAACGCAGCCAGUGGAUAGAAAGGACUUCCUCACCUUUGCCAUGGUCAUCAACAAAACUGAUUGGCAGAAUUGUUAUUAUUUUAUUUAUUCAUUGAAUUUGUAUGUCCCACUUCCUCUUAAAGUCCAGUACGCACAGACUGAGUUCAGUAGACUCAGGACAGAUUUUUAAAAAGUCCUGUACAAACUUAAGAAGAACUUGCUGGGUUAGGCCAAUGGCCCAUCUAGACCAGCUUCCUGUUCUCACAAUGGCCAAGCAGAUGCUUAUGGGAAGCCUGCAAGCUGGAUUUGAGCACAACAACCCUCAACCUACUUGUGAUUCCCAGCUGACAGUAGAAGCAUCGUGGGUAGAGGCCAUUGAUAGCCUUAUCCUUUUGAAUUUGUCCAGUCUUUUAAAGCUAUACAAGAUGUUGCAGAUCUGUCAAGAUCUUUGUUUUAAAUGUCAUGUAUGCAUUUAUUAAAAUUGCCCAUGGUAGUUAUUUAAACUACUUGAAGGACUCAUGGUCUCUCGCUCCCCCACUGCCACCCCAAAGCAUUAUGGGAAUUGUAGUGCUCUGAUAUAUGUGACCAUAAUUGAAAGGGAAUGCACAGACAGUGGUCUUGUCUUUCCUCUGUUGAGUUGCCCUCCAGAGUGGAAAUUAAACAGGAAGCUUCCCUGUUUAUAACAUCUUCUAGUCCUGGGCUUCUUCCUCUGUGGCCUGCCUGAAAAAGAGAUCUUGAAACAUUUCUUUCCAGCCUGUGCUGUUUGUGUUGGUUCAGCAUUCCUUUCUGCCUCUCUCAAAUUGCCUCUCUCUCCCUCCCCUCCCCUCUUUGCUCUCCCAAGUGUUCUGCAAAGAACCUGAAGAACAUCUCUGAGCUGUUCUAUUACGCCCAGAAGGCUGUUCUGCACCCAACAGCUCCUCUCUACGACCCAGAGGAGAAGCAGGUAGGAUACAUCGUCUCAGAGUCGCAAAUAGGUUUUGUACCCAGAGAGGACCCCAGCUGUCUUCUAAAGUUCUUUAGAUUGGAGAGUUCCAUCACUUCCAGGCACAUCCUACAAUGCCAGCUCAAGCUGCCUUGCAGCUGCACCUCUGAACCAGUUUGGCUCAGGAACCUGUGGCCCUCCAGAUGUUGCUGGACUACAACUCCCAUCAUCCCUCACCACUGGCCUUGCUGGCUGGGGCUUAUGGGAGCUGUAGUCCAACGACAUCUGGACAGAUGUGGGUUCUCCAUCCCCGAUGUAAUACUACAUUGAACACCAGCCCUCUCUGUUGUUCCUAGAUUGCCUGGACAAUGGCUUUGAUUUUGUCAUCCUUUCUGCCUGUAAUCAGGGCAUUCUGUGCAACGAAGAGGAGUGGAGAACCAGUGCUUCCUAUGGCCUGCUUUAAUAAAUCGUGUUCUUUUUCUACCACCAGCUGAGGCCAGCAUGCGCACGGGCCCUCACUCGGAUCUUCAAUAUGUCUGACCAGGAUAACAACCAGAUCCUAAGUGAUGAGGAGCUGAACUAUUUCCAGGUAUGUUCCCAUGUAACAAAACAAUGCAGAACAUACUUUUGGGUAACUCCAUGCAGCUUCUGGUAAAUAUCGGCUUUCCUCUUUUGCUUUUGCUACCAGUUGCUGGAAACCACAGGAGAGCAGAGUUUUCUUGUGCUCAAGUCCUGCUUGCAUCUGAAUGGCCACUGUGAGAACAGGAUGCUGGUUUAUGUAGACCAUUUAAUAUAGUUUUUGUGUGUGUGUGUGUGUGUGUGUGUGUGUGUACAGUUUUUCAUCAUUAACAUCAUUCAAACUUAAAUUCAGCAAUAUUUAUACAAUUGUGGGAUUCCCUGAACCCCUGGACUUCCAUCCUCCCCCUUCUGGUUUUCCACAGAUACAUUUUUAAAUUUUAACCGCAUCUAAUUACAUAUAUCCAACUUCAAUUAAAUCCUUAUUUAAUCCUUUACCUGUUAAAAAUUACAGUCAACCCUAUCUUACUAACAUCUUUAAAUCUUUACAUUGUUCCUUAAUGUACUCUAUAAUUUUAUACUAUUCUUUUUAAAAUUUACUGUCAUCUUGGUGUCUGAGCUUCCCAGUUAUUUUCACCAUUUCAGCAUAGUCCAUCAUUUUCACUAUCCACUUGGUUGGUCUUUCCUCUUCCUUCCAUCUCUGGGCAAAAAGCAUUCUUGCAGCUGUCGUUGCAUACAUGUAAACAGUCUUUUUAAGUCCUUUGGUAUUUCUUCUCCUGUGGUGCCUAUUAAAAAAGCUUCCAUUUUUUUUACAAAAGUUUUCUUAAACAUUUUUUUCAGUUCAUUAUAUAUCAUUUCCCAGGAUGCUCUAGCCUUCUUGCACAUCCACCAUAUGUGGUAGAAUGAGCGUUCAUUCUCUUUACACUUCCAACAUACGUUGGUAGUGUGGAAGUCAAAUACCAUCUGCACAUCAUUUUCAUAUAAUUUUAUUUCAAUGUACAGCAUGCUGUGAAUUUCAAAUCCUCCCUCUAUAAUCUUUCCCAAUCUGAUUGGUUUAUGUAGACCAUUGGCCUAAUCCAGCAAUCUCUUCUUAUCACCCCCCCCUUUUUUUUAACCUAAGCAAGUUUUUCACCCAUACAGGCACAAUUAAUAUACCUUCCUAUUUGGGGGCUGCAGUUGCCAAAGCCUCAGCAGCCAGGUGGGAUAGCUGAAUAAGAAUGUAUUUUGUCUGCCUCACUUAUAAACUGUCCUUCAUUACAUUGCAAUCCUGCGGCAAUAAAAUGGGUUAAAGACAGGCUGUAAUAAGUACAUCAGAACACGAACAAGCUAAAAAAUAGGAAACAAAUUAGAGCAGUUAAUCAUCAAGCUGAGGCCUGACACCAAGUUAAAGCAAAGAAAUCAAAAAGCGCAGACGGUGAGCAAUGCUACGCGUUCCUGAUUGCACCUCCUUAUGACAAGAGAAAUUAGAAUAAAUUUUAUGGACAGGAAGCAUGACAAUUCACAUAAAUCACAUGAUUGAGUUGCUGGAUGUGUUUUAGUGCCAGGUAUGCAGAGUCCUGUUUGCAGACAGCGGCUGAUGCCCAUCCUUUAAAAUUUAGACCUUUAAGUUUUUGCAGCCUUUUGAUCAUAAGCCUCUUAUUGCUCUGCUUGAAGUGUAACCAGUCCGGCACUUUUCCAGUUCCCUUCAUUUUCUCCACAUCUAUGUUCAUUUUUCCUGCUAUUCUAUGGAUUAAAAAAGCAACACCCACAAAAUAUAUUUUUUAAAGUCACGUUAACUGUCACACUGUUUCUUUUCCUUGGUGAAAAUUAAGUUUUGCAUUCUCAUAAUUUCCUGCCACCGAAAUUUGAAAUUUUAGCAUGGUCUAAGAUCUUAAAGUAAGCCUUCUAUUGCUUCCAGAUUGUUUCUCUGGGCAGGGUUUUAUUUGACAAUGAUUUCAGUUCACAUAAUCUGCUUUUGCCUCCUUGAUUCUUGAGGUAGAUUUUUAAAAAGAACCCCCAAAUUUGGCAGAAGGUUAUUGAAAGGUGUUUAAUCACUUAGAUGUGGAGGCUAUGGAGUAUAACUAGUACUUGUCCUACUCAGAGUAGACCUAUUGAAAUUAAUGCACACAACUAACUUAGGUUCGCUAAUUUCAGUGGGUGUAUUCUAACUUAGUUGGAUACAGCCCUAUGGCCCAAAUUUUACAUCAUUCUCUGCUGUUAGUGGACCUUGAAAGCCCUCAAGUAUAGGCAGCUCCUACACUUUGGAACUCCCUGCCGAUUGAUAUCAGGUGCCUUCACUAUACCCGUUUCGGUGCCUGCUUAAAACAUUUUUAUUUUGGCAAAACUAUCCAGACUUGUUGAAGUUACAUGUGUUUGGUUUCUUAUUAGCUACUGAUGGUUUUAAUCAGCUUUUGUAUAUUUUAAAAUACCUGUUUUUAAUCAAUAAUUUUAAUGUUUUGUUUUAUAUUUUUGUAAACCACUUAGUUUUUAUGAACAAGCAGAAUAUAAAUUUUGAUAAAUAAAAAUAAAAAUGGCUCCUGGGCUAGACUUUUGAUUGGUGAAGGACUCUAUUUUUUUCUUAAUUCGAUUCAAGAUAGCCCCAAUACUAGUUAUUUUGUCAAGGGUCUUCCUGACUUUGUGGCCUACUCCAGCAUUUGAUCCUCAUCCUACUUUGUCCUGGCUUUGCUGCAGAUCCUCUUGGGCAUCAGCUUCGAUGUUUCCAUUCAAGAGGCAACAGAAUUUGUUCUGCGCCCCCAGACAUAUGGGGAGGACAAAUGUUGCUGAUCCAGUUAAUUUGCCAUCAGGUUAAGUCCUGACUUCUUAGGAAUUUAUUCUGACAAUCAGCCGCUGGCAAUCAACAGUCUUGGUUGCAUACAACUAAGUUAUACACAGAGUAGACCCACUGAAAUUCAUGGUCAUAAGUGAAUCAUGUCCAUUGUUUUCAGUGGGUCUGCUUUGAGCAGGAGUAGGAUUGGCUAGUAUUGCCAACAACCUGCUUUCCCCAACUGUAUAAUGUUGCAGACGUGAAUUCUCCUGGUUCCUCUUCCAUGAAGCAGGUGAGAGGAGGAAAAUCACAUUUUCCAGUCAAUGGAAAAGGAACUGUAGUGUUUACCUGAGUUAGCAGCUCCAUUCUUCUCGCAAGGUGAAAGCUUGAGUCAGCAGCUAUUUGCACAAGGCUGUCAAAUUUGGUUUCUUAGCUCCAGCUUUCCUGAAAGACCCAGAUUCUAAAGCUUAUAUGCAAAUUUGUGCAUACUGGAUAAUUUAAUUUUGGGUGGGGAGGCAAGCUGCAACAGCAGAGGGUUAGCAAGUCUCUUUUUUCUCAGUUUCUGAGAUUUUACUGGGACCUGUAUUGAAUCUGCAAUUGUUUUUAUUGGGUUGUAGCCGGUGCUAGAUCUACUCAGAGCAGACCCAUUGAAAUUAAUGGGCAUGAAGUCAUUUGGGUCCAUCAAUUUCAGUGGGUCUACUCUUGAGUAAAAGGCAGUUGGCGGCAACCCAUCGUGGUGGUGUUUUUACUGUUAAAUCCCAUUAGGAUGUUUCUUUAGAAGUGAAAUAGGAUGUUUCUUUAGAAGUGAAAUAAAUAAAUGCUAUUGUCUUCCUAAAGGCUAGAAGUGCUGGCUUUCCCACCCCAAAUGCUGUGAUUCUAAAAUCGUUGAAUGUCAGAUCCCAUGAACUGACUUUACCUAACUUGGGGUAUUGUUGAAUAUAGGAUGUAAUAACCUUACAGUAGCUACUAAAGUGGUAUGGUUCUUCCUUUUGGCUCCAGUGGAAUAGGUUUAAAAAUAAAUAAACUGGAACUGCCUAUUUUCCUGAUUUGGCCCCACCUUUCUUCUCUUGGGAGGUAGAAGUCCUGCUUCGGAAAUCCUUUGGCACCCCAGGCUCUGGAAGAUGUGAAAAUGGUGGUCUGGAAAAACACAACAGAUGGAGUCCAGGACAACGGACUGACCCUCAAUGGUAACUCCAGCAGAAAACUUGCAUGCCUGGCUCUGGGGAUCAUCUUAGAGCCCAUCUUGGCGGAUCAGAAAGAGGGACAGCAGCACUGCAGAGUUGCACAGAUAGCCCAGGGGCAUCCUUUGAAGCCAGGGCUGCUCAGCCAGUUUAGACCACGUAUCCCAAGGGCAAAAUUGAUGUUGGUUUGAAACAGGCUGCAGGCAGUUGCUUUGCGUGUUUUCCUGCUUGAAUGAGCUUUCAUUUUAACAGAGCUUCCUUGUUCACUGCUGCAACUCUCUGUGUUCGUUUGAUUCUGAUUGAACAAGCUGGGGAACGAUUUAGCAGUUGCACCAGGAGAGGAAAAGUAUCAGACGAGAGAACAUGGGGAGUGCUUUUACUGCUACACAUGGGAAUAAAUUGAACGACUGAGAAGGCAGGGAAGACUCAUUGGGUUAAAUCAGGGGGUGAGGAACCUUUUUCAGCCUGGGCAGCCUUUCCCUUCUGGACAGCCGUCUGGAAGCCACCUGCCAAUAGUGGGCGGAGCCAGAGGUAAAAGUGGGCAGAGCAAUAAGUCUGAAUGUCACCUUUUGUGCAGUAAGUGAGUUUUGUCACACUGAGAUUUCCAUCCAUUAAUUAAAUAUUGUAUAGGAGAGUUUGGGAUUUAACUUGUCCAGAAUCUCCUGUGCCAAGAUCUUCUAGCUGGCAACUCCAGCUGCAGAAAUCUCACUCAUGGCCUAGUUGCGACCCUGUUACAGAGUGUGGGUCUGGCAAUAGAAACAAAGGAUAUGUGGUGCCUAUGAUGGAAGCAGUUGGAAAAGUCAGAUACAGUGUCCUAGACGAGGUCAGGGCAAACCAGUCAGAGGCACACGGUCUCACCUGUGUCAUGUGACUUUCAGUGUGCACCAGGAAGUGGCACCCAGCAGCUGAAUCUCGCGAAGAUUCGGAGCUGCUGCCUGUGUGGUGUGAGAUCACUACAGAUCAGCUUUUCUGGCAUUUCUGUUGCCAUUGCCAGCUGAUCAUGCUAUGCACUUGGGACCCAAAAUCCUUUCCUCUCUUCCAGGCUUCCUUUUCCUCAAUACGCUCUUCAUCCAAAGGGGGCGUCAUGAGACUACGUGGACCAUCCUGCGUCGCUUUGGCUAUGAUGAUGCCCUGGAGCUGACAGACGACUAUCUCUGCCCGCCGUGCGUAAAUUGUUGCCCUCUUGAAUGUUAAGGGGAAGGAGAAAGAGGGGACCACUGACAUAUGGGACAAUGGGAAGACAUGAUUCUGAACUCACACACAGGAAGCUGCCUUAUACUGAGUCAGACUAUUGGUCCAUCUGGCUCAGUAUUGUCCACACUGGCUGGCAGCAACUCUCCAGGAUUUGGGACAGGAUACAUUCCCAGCCCUACCUGGAAGUGCUGGGGAUUGAACCUGGGACCUUCUGCAUGUUGAGCAGGUGCUCAUUCUCUGUGUUCACCUUGUGAUCCCCCCCCCACCAUGCUUGUUCCUUAGCAUUUGCAAGUUUAGUUGCCAUCUGGAAAGAGUCCUUUACUGGUUUCCAUUCCUAAGUCUUGGUUUCCCCUCCUUUUGGGGUCAGUUCCAGCCAUGGGUUUCAGAGAGUGGCCAUUAUUCACCUGUUGGGAGGUAUUACAGUGGUACCUCGGGUUAAGAACUUAAUUAUUUCUGGAGGUCCGUUCUUAACCUGAAACUGUUCUUAACCUGAAGCACCACUUUAGCUAAUGGGGCCUUCCCGCUGCUGCCACGCCACCACCGCAUGAUUUCUGUUCUCAUCCUGAAGCAAAGUUCUUAACCUGAGGUACUAUUUCUGGGUUAGCGGAGUCUGUAACCUGAAGCGUCUGUAACCCGAGGUACCGCUGUACUUGGUUUUUAAAAGUCCCAGGCUUCUUGAGGACCUGCCUUGACCAGCGCUGCCCUCCUUUCUUUCAGGAUCCGGGUGCCUCAUGACAGCUCCACGGAGCUGAAUCACUUUGGUUACCAGUUCCUGCAGAAGAUGUUUGAGAAGCAUGACAAGGUGAGCUGCACAGAAGCACACACGCCUUGGCUGUGCAGAACAGUGCUGCUGCCAGUGCCACACACACCCACCCCCAAGGGUUGCAGUUCUUUGAUCUCCGCUGCAUGAUUGCCGUUGGCACUCGAGUCGCGUCUGGCUGUUUUGUGCCCUGCUUGCCCCUAAAUAGGCUUGUAGGCCAUUCCAGAGUUGAGCAAAGGGAUGUCACUUGAACAACAGCAGUGCCCAAACCUUCCCACCCACCCUGCAGACCACUUGGACAUAGCUGGUGGUCUUGACCAGUGGUCGUGGCGGGCCAUUAAAUGAUUUUUCCCUGGCUUCUGAAGCGAUCGUAUUCUGCUAUGCUAGAUGCUGUAUUGACUGUGUUUCUGUAUUGCUUAUUUUCGUAAAAUCGUAGAACUGUAGAGUUGGAAGGGACCCCAAGGGUCAUCUAGUCCAACCCCCUGCAAUGCAGGAAUCACAGCUAAAGAAUCCCUGACAAAUGGCCAUCCAACCUCUGUUUAAAAACCUCCAGUGAAGGAGAGUCCAUCCCCUUCUGAAGUACAGGCAGUGACCAAUCUGACGUGUCUAAAAUGGUUGCUGCCUGUAGUCCAUUUCACUGCUGAACAGCUCUUACUGCUUACAGCUGUUACAACUCUCUUAUCUCUUACAUAUUGUACUUCAUUGUAUCACAAUUUGCAUUCCGUAGAAUUCAGAUCGCAAUGCAAUGCAGUAUUAGAAACUGAAGGAGUAAUUUUAAAAAACCCCGCCAUUUAAAACCAAUGUGAAUAUUUAACACGGACACUUCGGGGACUGCCUGUUUGAAUCUUGCUAACCACGUGUGGUCCCACCCUGUGUGACAAUGGGUAGACUUCCAUUCGAUGGAGAGCUGCUACUCAGGUGCCCAUUUCUUUCUUCCCCUCCGUGUCUCUAGGACGGUGAUGGAGCCCUCUCUCCCGCCGAGCUGCACAGCUUCUUUAGUGUAUUCCCCUACAUGCCCUGGGGGCCUGAGCUCUACCACACGGUAUGCACCACUGAUAAAGGCCUGCUUUCCCUGCAUGGAUUCCUCUGCCAGUGGACGUAAGCGCAGCCCUUCUCUGCCUCCUCCCUCAAUCACCCUGUCCGCUUCACACGCAGCGGGCCCUCCCAGCGAUCCCAGUAACGGGCAACCUUCUCUCUGUUUGGAUUUCCCCUAGGCUGGUUGCCUACCUGGAUGUCCAUCGCUGCCUGGAGCACCUGGCUUACCUUGGCUACCCCAUCUUCUCUGAGCAGGACUCCCAGAUCCAUGCCAUCACAGGUGGGCCCCACUCCUGCUUCAGUGCCCCUUGGAAUCGGGAGGAGAGGGGACUCCUCUGUCCUGGCACAGCUAUUGCCCUUUCUGCUUGCUGCCCUCCUCUGUCGAGAGCUAUCGAGCACCUGCUUCCAUGUUGAAUGGAGAAUGAGCCUGAGCAUUGUGGGUUUUCUGUCCCCUCCAAUGGUUAUGAAGGGCAGUGGAGGCGGCUGCAUUUCAGUGUUGCCUUUGUAGAACUCGGCAGGGAGGAGGUGGGAACGAAACCAGAAUUAGUUGGCUCUGCCUGCGAUUGGCUCUGGAUCUGCCUACCGUUGUCCCCGCCUUCUGCCCCACCAGUCCCAAUGGGCAUCAGCUCCCAGUGAUCAAUGUACACUAUAAUUAUUAUUAUUAUUAUUAUUAUUUAUUAUUUAUUUGUACCCCGCCCAUCUGGCUGGGUCUCCCCAGCCAUUCUGGGCGGCUUCCAACAAAGACCAAAAAUACACUAAAAUGUCACACAUUUAAAAGCCUUCAGAUGUCUUCUAAAUGUCAGGUAGUUGUUUAUCUCUUUGACAUCUGAUGGGAGGGCGUUCCACAGGGCGGGCACCACUACCGAGAAGGCCCUCUGCCUGGUUCCCUGUAACUUAGCUUCUCGCAGCGAGGGAACCGCCAGAAGGCCCUUGGCACUGGACCUCAGUGUCCAGGCUGAACGAUGGGGGUGGAGAUGCUCCUUCAGGUAUACUGGGCCGAGGCCAUUUAGGGCUUUAAAGGUCAACACCAACACUUUGAAUUGUGCUCGGAAACAUACUGGGAGCCAAUGUAGGUCUUUCAAGACCGGUGUUAUGUGGUCUCGGCGGCCGCCCCCAGUCACCAUUCUAGCUGCCGCAUUCUGGAUUAGUUGUAGUUUCCGGGUCACCUUCAAAGGUAGCCCCACGUAGAGCGCCUUGCAGUAGCAUUGCACCCAUAAAAUCAUAGCUGCCUCCUGUCCAGCAACGACAGCACUUGCUUGGAGGCUGUGUCCCCAGCAGCAGGAAAGAAGGGAAGGCUUCAUCAUUUCACCCAGCCCCUCUUUUCUUCUGCUCCAGUUACACGGGAGAAAAGGAUUGACUUGGAGAAGGGCCAGACACAUCGGAAUGUUUUCCUGUGCAAAGUGAUUGGAUCCCGAGGAGCUGGCAAGUCUGCAUUCCUGCAAGCCUUCCUUGGGAAGAACUUGGCUGUGAGUCUAGAAGUCUCUCUUCUUGUCCUCUGCUGCCUGUUCUUUCCUGAGUGAUGAACCUGUGGGUAAUAAAUAAAAUACAAAUAAUCCCUGCUCCUCCUUCCUUUUCCAGGCCCAAAGGGAAUCCGAGGGGAAGGAGUCCUUCUAUUCAAUUAACACAGUGCAAGUCAAUGGGCAGGAAAAGCAUCUGAUAGUAAGUUUGCUCAGUUACAGUGAUCUUAAGUCCUAAAUACGGAAGUAAAUUUUUAGUCAAUUGACAUAAAAAUGUCAACGCUUCUUUCCCCGCCUUUAACCUAAGAGACUUAGGUACAUCAUCAUUCACAUAUCCAUACACACGAACAUCACUUCUGUGGCGAUUCUCUCUCUGUGACACUUGGGGAACGUCUGAUCCAUGGGCCAGUCUUGGCCAGCUAGAUGUUCCAAUUUGGCCAAUUUUCUCAAAACCACGCCCACCUGGGUCAGUGACAUCAGCUGAUGGGUGGGGUGGGAGUGAGGUUCAACUGCAGCGGCUGUUCACACCAGUUCCCUGCAGCCAGUGCAGCAACAUUUAAUCUCCUGCCCAUCAACUAAGGGGAGAGUGGGGUGUUAAAUCCUGCAUGGUGUGGCUGCUUAAGCCAGUAUGUUCCACUUACCUCUCAUAUUUGGCCCGUAGGGCCUUAUGCUGAUAAGGAUCUGGCCUGUGGCGCCAAAAAGGUUGCUUACCCCUAGCUCUGUGAUACAGUUAGUCAUUGGCUGCAAAGUGGGUUUGCCCACCUGUUCCAGAGAGGGCUGUUGAUAAGCGUUUCUUGAAUUACUGUUCCCAAGGAGGUCUAUAUAUAGUACACCACUUUUGAAAGAAGGGGGGGUGGGUUCCCAAAACAGUUUGAUGGUAUUACUUCCAAUGUCUUCUCUUAAAUGUGGGCGGGGGGGAGCAUGUCAAUUUUGAUACCCAGAGUAGCUCUUCAGAGGACGCAGUGAGUGGUCUGGGAGCAGCUAAUGUGGCAGGCACAGAUCUGGCCCGGAACCAGGGACUUCUGGUAGAUACUCAUCCGUGUAGAAGCAGGUUGUGAGGGCAGUAAAUAAAAUACUUUGCUCUUGGCUCCUGUUAACUAUUUUUUUUAAAAAAAUACUUUACCAUAUUCAUAGCUAUUAUAAUUAUUUCGUGUCAUUAAUGUAUAUGGCAUUUUAACAAGUGACAUAGAAAACAGGUCCCUGCCCCAAGGAGCUUCCAGUCUACAUUCUAGUGGGGGGGGAGAGAGAGAGAAGUAGGGGGGAAAUGAUAGGGGCAGCAGAAGCUGAAAGAACAUUGCCUAUUCAUCAUUAAGUGUACAAGUUGCCUGUGCAUCUGUUACCUGAAGUCUGUGUGUUUCUUUUGGUAAGAAGAAUGAACAAUGCCAUCCCUUGUUCAGAAGAAGUGACAUGAGAGAUAUUUUUUAUGUUAAAAGAAAGACUGUCCUGAAAUGCUUCAGAUAUACUUUCCUCCCUGUAUUUCUUGCCAGCUGCACGAGAUUAAUGUGGAGACAGAGUUUGCGAAGGCAUCUGAUGCAGCUUGCGACGUUGCUUGCUUAUUGUACGAUGUGACAGACCACAAGUCUUUCAACUAUUGUGCCAGCAUUUAUAAGGUACUCCUUCCCUUGUCCUUGCUCCCCCCUUGGCUGAGGAGCAGCUGUUCAGACUGACGGCUAGCAGUGCAAAUCCUAACUGUGUCUCCUCAGAAAGUAAGUCCUAUUGAAUUCAGUGGAGCUUACUCCCAGGGAAGCGGGGUUAGGAGCACACUUUGCUUGGCCAGUGCUUUCAAGAACAUCCAAGUAGGUUUACUGGUGGGCGACAAGUCUGCAAGCAGGGGUGAACAAGAAGUAGAUUGGGAUCUACUGGUAGAUCUCUGGAUAAUUUGCAGUUGAUCAGCAAGGGUUUCUUGGCAGCAGCAAAGCAACUUUAUUCCCCUUAUAAUUGAGUUGUGUGGUGUCACUUGGGACCUGCUUGCAGGCUUGCCAUUGAGGCAUCUGGUGAGAUCAGAGCGCAGGGCCAGAUCCAGUGGCCUGAUCCAGCAGAAAAGCCUCUCUUGAUAUUUGUUUGUUAACUAUCUCCUCUGCAGCAGCACUACAUGGACGGGCAGAUCCCUUGCCUCUUCGUGGCCUGCAAGGCAGACCUGCCAGAGACGUCGCCACAACAUGGCCUCUCGCCGGCCGAGUUCUGCUACAAGCACCGCCUGCCGCCCCCAUUUUACUUCACCUGCAGUGGGCAGGGCCCACCCAGCCUCGCCGCCUUCGCCAAACUGGCCACGGCUGCCACCUUCCCGUUAGUAACGUUCUCCUUCUAGUUAUAGUCCUCCUUAGUGGGCAGCUGGGCUUUGGUUGGGUGAAUUUUUGCCUCUGGCCUCGGCCAUCACCUGCAUGCGGCCCUUGGGGCUACCCAGAAUGGAAUGUGGCCCUCGGGCUGAGUGAGUUUCCCUAACCCUGUUUUUCAAUGCACACCCUGAAGAGGAUUUCUGUGUGACUCAAAAGCUUGCCAUCCCAGCAUCGUGAACGUUAUUUGGCCCUGGCGAACAACACUGUUGUUCUUACCCUGCAGCCGGCAUCUUCUGGGAGCAACGCUGCGAUGGCGGCUUUGGGCCUAGUCAGUUAUUUUAACAAGCCAGGAGCUUGCGAGGGAACGCGCUGCUUUUUGCCCGCUGGUAUUAGAUGUAAGCUUCUCCCCAAGGAGUAUGAUAAAUCCAUUAUUUAUAGCCAGUUAAACCAAAAAGGGCAGGGGAGAUUGAGCCAGUCUCGGGCCCUGCAUUAAGAGCUUUAUUUAUUUAUGCCACAAUUCUUAAAUCUUCCUAAUAUGCCUGUGAAGAAGAAAAGGGAGGCAGUGCAAUAAAAUUAAUGUUAUGAUGAAGGGAAGUUAGGAACGAAAUGCUCUGGGUGACUGAUGAUAUCCUUUUGUUUACAAGGACCUUUAAAAAAAAAAAUCUCUCCUUUUACCAACCAGCGUGUCUUGUUCGGUAUGGAUCACAUUUGGAUGCUGGAAAUGUAGCUGUCAGGAUGGGAGCUGUAGCUGAGUGCCUCCCCCCUCCCAUUUUUCCCUUAAGCCCUUGCUUCUCCUCUCCCAAUAUUAUUAACAACCUUGCCUCAUUUACCCCUUUGCUUCAGCUUCCUUUCAGUCUGCUUCGUGUCUAGCCCAUCCUUCUGACCAUUUUACCUUUCCCCAAACUUUGGACAAAUAUCUCACGGCUUUCCCAGGUCCUGCACCAACUUUGCGCCUCCAGACAAAGUCGGAAUGCCUGUAUUCAUUCCCGACACUUUAUGCUGAAACGUGACAGCCAUUAAGUUUGAGGUGUGUUGGUUGCUGCACUUGCAGAUAGCUGUGAGGUGAGGGUCAGGAUUGGUAAGGCAAGGCUGCGUGUCACAGCAUAGCGCCGCUUGCCUUUGCUAAGUGGUGCUUCCCUACACCGUUCCUACGUGGAAGGGGGUGCUUUCUCCUCAGCGACAAAUUAGGCUUGCUAAAUGGUCUGCUGCUUUCAGGCUUUCAGACAGUAUUCCGUAGGACUAGCAGCGUAAACAACCCUUCCUGCCUAACCCCCUUCCCCUCCCUAGGAAAACGCAUAAGAUUCGUGCCAGAGGCAGAGAUAGAUCACUGCUUUUUCAAGUUGGAUUCCCUCCCCCUUUCAUGUGGGUCUCCAUUAAUGGGAACAGGUGCCACAGCAGCAUGACCUAGAAAGGCACAACUAUAGCUCUUUUCUGCUACAAAUUAUUUAGAACUUGCCACACUAUUUAUACCCCUGCUAGGUCAAAGUGUUAGCGUAAUGCCUCUGGCCCAGCCUGCCUGGCGUGUAAAUAACGAGUGACUGUGGGAAAGGACCCAUUAGUAUUUUGUUUGCGAGACUCCAUGCUUUCUUUUAAAAAAACAACCCCAACAACCUAACAUUCUGCCUUCAUAAAGAGAAAUGGUUCAGGCCACACUGUGCCUUUAAAGCAUUAUGAUGCCACUUUAAACAGUCAUGGCUUACCCCAAAGAAUGCUGGGAAGUGUAGCUUGUUAUGGGUCCUGAGAGUGGUUUAAUAGUCCCUCUUCCCAGGGAACCCUGGGAAUUGUUGUAGCUCACUUUGAGGACUAGGGGUCUCCUAACAAUGUCCAGCCCACUUAAUAAACUACACUUCCCAGCAUACUUGGGGGAAAGUCACGACCAUACACCUCCUCCUCCUUCCCUCCAACCCCAGUUUGUGUUUAUCAUUUGGGCUGAAACGCUGCUUCCCUUUUUUGCCUCUCAGGCACUUGAACGACAUCAACCUGGGCACCGCCUCUUUCUGGAUCCGGGUAGCUUUGGGAGCUACGGUCGCCGCCGUUGUGGGAGUCACACUCUACAAGGUGAUGGCGAAGAAUAAGUGAAAUAAGAGGAGAAGCGGGGCCUUCUCCUUCUUCUCCUCCUCCUCUGCCAUUUCUCCACCCGAAGGUAGAACACCAGCUUCAUUUGCACACCCAGGAAGAAAUGGAGGCCAGGGGAAGAAGACAGCACACACACACCUCGCCGAAGACUGGAUUCCCCUCCUCCUCCCUGACUCUCCCUGCAGGGCAAGGUGGUGUCGGAGGAAGACGACCAUUGCACCAGCAAAAGCAGAAAUAGUCCUAGAGUCAUCCAGCUGGCAUGGGCAGGACUCACCUUCUCAUUCCACCCAUUUCCUCCCAUCCCCAAAAAGUACAUUUCCCACACUCAGGGAGUGCUGACACUGUCCCCCGCUCCCCGCUUUCCUUCCAGCUAUAGCUUUAGGAAAUCCACUCUGCUGCUUGACAUAUCUCAAGGCUCCCCUUAACUUUUUACCGCAUCUGAUUGUCUUGCAGCUAAAUGGCUUUUUAAAAAAACAAAAACAUUUCUUUCGGUGGGGGGAAGCUCAAGGCGGCACCUCAGGAAAGCUGUCUGCGCCGUUGCGUCCCUGGUUCCUCUCCAGCAGCAGGAGGACCGUCCAGCCAACCUCUUCUCCAGCGUCUUGUUUCUGCAGCGAUGGGUUUUCGGUACACUAUUUCCAUCCCAGGAGAGCUCAAGGGCUUCCGGGACAUUUAAUUCUUCUUGGAGCACCGUUUGCAUCAGGGAGCUUCGCACACAGGCCUCUGUUGGGACGUAACUGACAAGAAGGAGGCAGCAAAAGAAGGCCACCAAGGCUGCAGGUGGUAGCUUAAAAGAUGGAGUCUUAAGUCUGAUCUCUGGCAUGCUGCCCUCAGGCACAAUGUGCCUCCCGGUACUCUCUCAUCUUUGCGCCGUGUCCUGCAUUUUGAGUGGUUAUACUGGGUCUCUUGCUAUGGGCAACCUGGAAGUCCCCCUCUCCCCAGGGCCCCGGUUGUCCAGGGUAGGCCAAGGUAACUCCUCUGGGCCACACUGUGAGGAAGAUACUCCCCCCAAAAAGCCUACUGAGGGACCCAAAGGCGGUUUAGGAAGCCCCCUGUCUCUUCCUCAGUGUGUCUGGUUGGCUGUCCUCCUCAGCAGUCCCAGUUUCUGUUUUAGACCGCAACAGAUUAGGAAAGAAGAGGUAGCUGUGGCGGUGGUGUUGGAGGAUGGGGAAAUGGCAGUACAUCCCAGAGUGUGUUUCGGUCAAUAGUAGGGCACACAUCAUUUAACAGGCCCACCAUUCCUCACCCCAUCAGGAAGAGUGUCACCAGGGCAGUUUUUGUGUGUCACACUCCCUUGUUUUGAAGGCGCCAGGACAGAUAAAGAGGUCUCUCUUUCCAGUAGGGUUUGCUCUUGCAGUGGCAGGGCUCCCUCUCUCAAGCCCUACUUUUUAAAACUUACCCUUUGUUUUAAAAUAGUUGUGUAAAUAUGUACAUGGUAAACGGAGCAUAUUUCUGCAUCCCUAGGAAACAGCUCGGAUAAUAUUUUUUUUAAAAAGGAAUCUUUUAGCAGCAGAUGUAAUAAUCAACUCUUCCUGCACACUUAACGUGAUGGGCAAGGGGUGUUGGUUGUUGGGUUCCUCCCCUGUGCUGUCUCCACAUGGGGAAGUUUCCAUCUCAACCCUUCUCCCUGCAUGCUUUUGGGAUGCAAACUGCACAUAGAAUAAAGAUACCUCUCUUCGGACUGAGCUAUGCAGGCAGGACCAGUUCCACACAAGGGGAACCAUUAAAUGUCAGGAGCUGGAAACCUUUUGCCCUCCAGCUAUUGGUGAACAGCAUUGCCCAUUGGUCUCAGUCGGCACGGCCGAGAGGCAAGGCUGAUGGGAGAUGUUGUACAAUAACAGCUGGGUUGCCAAAAGGUACCCCCCCAAAAAAAAACUGGUUCAUGUGUACCAAGAUACAGGUAGAGAUGAGAAGCAACUAUUGCCACAGUGAUGGCGUUCAUUCCCUGUCCACAGCUACAGUGCUUGCAAAAACCAUCCCAGCUCUUCCCACCUGCAGCUGGGCUAAUUCUGCUGUUUCCUCUCCCCCCACCCCAAUAGGAUUGCUUGCAAAUAGGCACUCGUAUAUCAGGUGAGCUUUGUGAACCGCCGUUCUAUCAACGCCAAGGAAAUAAAACUUACCAGUAUUGGGGAUUUCCAGGUAGAUCCUUUUUUUGCCUGACUUUUUUUUUUAAGAGCUUGGGGUAGGGGAGCGGCAAUAAGACCAAUAUACCACAGUGUCCGUUGCUCAUCUCCCACCUGCUGUAGAAGGGAGCGAGCUUCAGAGGACUGGACAGCAUUAGCCCCUUUCGCUCCGGACAGUUUAAAACAAAACCUGCUUUUAAAGCAUUCCCCUUUGUCACCGCCUCGCUUGCCAACUGCCAGCCGCAGAAGAGCCUAAAGUGGUGUUAAUGGGAGCGCCAGGCAGGCUAGCCAACUUCCUCAUCUGACACGUACAUCAAUUUAUUUCCCAGUGACUGCCAGCACCCCAGUCCCAGCCCUUCCCUCUCCCAGUAGUUUCCUCCCGAUGCUGCAUUACGUAUUGCAGUCUCAUCCAGGACGUAAUGCACUCUCAUCCAGAAGCCUUGACAGCCAGUCCGUUGGACCCUGGGAGUAACAAGGAGAGUGUGGGGCAGUGGCCCAGGGCAGUGGGGGGGAAGAGGGGGACAGAGAGCCUUGGGUCUGGAAGAGCUCCUUCAAGAUGGCCCCCAGCCAUCUUUCACUAGGAUAUAUUGAGAUGUGUAGCUAUCAGCACAGUUCUAAUUGUCGGCCUAGAAUGGUGCUGCUGGAUCCCUCAUUGGGCGACACAAGUCUAUUCUUUUAAGGCCCUUCCCAGUAAAAUCACUGACAGUUGGAUUGUAUAGCCGUGGGAAGACCGCACUGUAUCAUGGUUCCCUUAAGCAACACAGUGUCUCCACAGCCGGCUGCUGGUGCUCAGCGUCGGACACAGCUGUCGACUGAGCCUGGCUCACCUGUAUCUACCAGGCAGCUGAUCAAUCCAGGAAAUGUUUACUUAGCACGGCCUUCACCAAGCUGGUGCCCUCCAGAUGUUUUGGAUUACAGCUCUCACCAAGGAGAUGCCAAGUGCUCCCUGGUCACAACCACACCUGACGCCGUUGCUGUUUGUGUUGUCCCCCACCCCACCCCCAAUUCCUGCCUCACAGCAUUGGGUAGCAGAACUGCACACCACAAUGGCAUCAUGACAGUGGGAGGGGUGGGGGCCUUUGCUGUGGGGCUGCCAAUUUUCUGUGGCAGCUCCAGAUUCCUUGUAGCAUGUAGGUCCCCACCCCCCAAGUCCCCUUGGUCAAACGAGUGGGGAAACCCUCGUAUCUCUUUCACUGGAGUUUUCCUCUCGGUAAUCUAUUUUUGCUCUCUAUAUAAAUCUCUGGCUUGCCCCAAAGAGAAACCUCUCUGCUCCACAGGCCUUUUGUUUCUCCCUGCCCCGAGGCUCCUCUUUCUGCUGGGAAAACCUUAAGCAGGGAGCCAAAUUUGAUGGUUACAUCUUAAGUCUUCCGUGCCCAUGCUUUUCAGAUGCGGUUUUACAACAUGUUGAAGGACAGGACCGAGCCUGUACUUUUACAGCUGGUUUUGAAACAAAAUUCUAGAGCCCUCCCUCUUUGGUGCAAAACGUGCCGCCUUGCACUGUUUCAGAAUGUGUGAAUGACAUUCAGGGUCCUCUUUGGGUUUUCCUAUAGCACCACACGCACACACAGAGACUGUCUGCAAGCAUACUGGGAAUGCUUUUCAACUAAGCAGGAGAUCCACAGAGAUCCCAUGGAUCUGCUUCUUCUGGGAAAGAUGUCUGCGGUGGUUAGAGCAGAUGAUGGCAUUUUGGACUCUCCUAAACAAUCACUAGGUGACUCAUAUUGUGCUGCCAUUUUGCCUAUCAGCAAAAUCGUCCGCAGAUAUUCUGGAGCUAUGAUGCGCUAAGCCUCAAGUUGCCACUCCCCCUCUGCCAGCCUUGCUCCUGGGCCUUUUAAUGCUAGGCUUGCAUGCAGAUGAUGGGCUUUUUGAGGCAUGGAAAUAGCCAAAGGAAAAGCUGCGCCUAGUAAAUUUCUGUGCUGGGCUGUUGCUAAAAUCCAACAACAUCCAGAGGGUGCUUUAGAACUUGAAGAAAUGCCUAAGUGUGGGGAAAAGGCCUGGCUUAAGAGUGAUGGUUAAAGAGGUCGUGGCUGGACUGUGGGCAAAGCGGUGAUUUUGUAGGCCAGGGUUUGGUCCAUAGGUUGCUGAUUAUCUAAUGGCACUGAGCAUUGCUCAUUGACUGAUAAAGGAUCCAGCAUAU